UUGUAUUUGGCGAAAAUAAAGCAGACAGGAAGAAGGUUUGUUUUGAAAAGUCAUGGGUAAACGUUACUACUGUGAUUAUUGUGAUCGAGCUUUUCCCGACAGUGCCCAAAAUAGAAAGAAGCAUCUUCAAGGCGUUCAUCAUCAAAAACUUAUAAAACUGCACUACGAUUCUUUCAGAGAUGCAGCAACUUUGUUACAAAAUGAAAUGUCAAAGAAGCCUUGUCGAAAAUUUAAGCAAACAGGAAAUUGUGAAUUUGGACCAGGAUGCAAAUAUUCACAUAUGUCACCAACAGAUAUUGAAAAUUUGAAGAGGGCUGCCGAAAUGGAAGAAAGAAUAAGGAAAGAAGGCAAAAAAGUACCAAUUCCAGACUUCGAUCUUGACUCCUGGCUACGGAAACAUACAGAAAAGAAACGGGUGGAUAACGUGAAAGAGAUGUCCAGUAGUUUCGAAUUCCCUCCUAAGUUGCUUAGCAUAGAAAAUAUGACACCUUCACUUAUUCCGGCCAGACCCGAGGAAUUUCUCAGUGAUAAUAUUGCUGAAUGGGAAAGCUGAUAUCAAAAGAUAUGAAUAGAAAUUAUAUAAGGACUUCUCAAAAAAGUUUUUGGACUGAAAAAAGCUUUCAGCUAGCUAUAGAACAUGUUAGAACGGGUGGAAACUUAACAAUACUUAUACUGUGCUGUCAUACUUACUAUGAAGUACUUUGUACUACAUAUGCAAUAAAUUAAAUUUGGUUAAGAAAUUCAAAAAUUAAUUUUAAGCAAUUAUAUUUGUUAUCUUACCCUAAUGGCAUUUGGCAUCUCACCCGGAUACUUGGGGUGAGAUGCCUAAAAUGUCAGACAGUGAAAAAGUCGUCAUUGCAAACACAGUAUAGAAUUUUUUAAAAUAAACUCCAAACUUUUAUUUGAAAGACAUACUCCAGAAUAUGAUAUUUUCAUUAGAGGGCUCCUAAACUCAAAUUAGAGCUGAAAUUUCCUUCAUAAGCAAAAUGUUAGGCAUCUUCCGCCAAAUCACUAUACAUAACUUUAUUUA
Molecule: messenger RNA, 1030 nt
Organism: Centruroides sculpturatus (bark scorpion)
Lineage: Eukaryota; Metazoa; Arthropoda; Arachnida; Scorpiones; Buthidae
Product: zinc finger matrin-type protein 5-like
Exons: 6
Coding region: 53-553 (166 amino acids)
Cellular component (GO): U12-type spliceosomal complex
Molecular function (GO): zinc ion binding
Source: RefSeq, a predicted model, not a curated record